UCGAUUCACAGAUGAUUUACACACCACAGGCCCCAGGAAAACUGCCGACGCCGCGCUAGAAUCGGCCGCGGCCCCCGCAGAGGGAGGGCCGCGGCGUCACGAAUGGCGACAUCAUGAGCAAGCCUCCUCUAGGCCAGGAGCGCGUCGAGCCGCGCCGUGAGGUCGCGGGGGUGCACGCCGGCGAACGACUCCACGGUGCCGGCGCCGUCGACCACAAAGUAGGCGCCGAAGUUCCACUUGAUCUGGCACGGGGCCUCGGCCUUCAGAUAAAGGAAGACUUCGUCGGCGCCCGGCCCGUUGACUUUAACUUUCUUCAUCAGGUGCAUGCCGGGCCCAUCAAAGCCGCGGCCCCGCGCGCCCGCCAGGAUCUCCUCGGCCGAGCCCGACUCCUGCUUCAAAAACUGGUUGCAGGGAAACGCUAGAAUGUGCAGCCCGCGCGCACCGUAGGCUUGAUUUAAUUUCACCAGGCCCUUGUAGUGCGACGCGGUCUUGCCUCAUUCGGACGCGACGUUCGUGACGACGCAGACCCUGCCCGCGAAUUCCUUGAAAUUGACGGGAUUGCCCUGG
Molecule: messenger RNA, 567 nt
Organism: Pelagomonas calceolata
Lineage: Eukaryota; Pelagophyceae; Pelagomonadales; Pelagomonadaceae
Source: the annotation of a GenBank genome assembly